Acanthaster planci (crown-of-thorns starfish) is the source of this 4069-nucleotide messenger RNA. RefSeq names its product argininosuccinate lyase (gene asl). The record is from RefSeq and is a predicted model, not a curated record. Lineage: Eukaryota; Metazoa; Echinodermata; Asteroidea; Valvatida; Acanthasteridae. Gene Ontology annotation, molecular function: argininosuccinate lyase activity. Gene Ontology annotation, cellular component: cytosol.
UGAAAGUAGUCGAUUCUGCUGUCGUCUGCCAUUUUCCACUUAAGUCCCAGUGGUUUCAAAUUUUGCUUAAAAUUUGCAAUAUUCGUCACCACCUGACCACGUUUGCACUAAAUUGCAGUCCCUGUUGCGAAACUGAUAGGUCUAAAGAACCAAAACUGUGUGUGACUAUGGAGAAGGCUGGGAAGCUAUGGGGGGGGCGCUUCACCGGAGCCACCGACCCGGUCAUGGAGAAAUUCAACGCCUCCAUUGGCUUUGACCAGCGCAUGUGGAAAGCCGACAUCGAAGGCAGCAAAGCCUACGUCCGGGCCAUUGAGAAAGUGGGUCUCGUCACCAAGGAGGAAAUGGAGGCCAUAUACGAGGGCCUAAGAAAGGUGGCAGCGGAAUGGGAGACGGGAACCUUUAAGAUCAUUCCAGCGGUGGACGAGGAUAUCCACACAGCCAAUGAACGCCGGCUGAAGGAACUGAUCGGCCCGGCAGCAGGCAAACUGCAUACAGGACGUAGCAGGAAUGACCAGUGUGCCACUGACAUGCGCAUGUGGCUGCGCGACGAGAUCGUUCUCCUGCGUCAGCAUCUACUGGACCUCAUCACAGUCGCGGUCAAGAGGGCUAAGACAGAAGUUGACGUCCUCAUGCCUGGCUAUACACAUUUACAGAGAGCUCAGCCCAUCCGAUGGAGUCAUUGGCUUUUGAGCUAUGCCUGGAUGUUUCAGAGAGAUUUCCAGCGACUGCAUGAACUCACAGCCAGGGUCAACAUAAACCCACUCGGAUGCGGUGCACUUGCCGGCAAUCCUUUCAGUGUUGACAGGGAAUUUCUGACUCAAGAGCUGGGCUUUGGGGCCACGGCUGGCAACAGCUUGGAUGCGACGGCCGGGCGUGACUACAUUGCCGAGUUCCUCUUCUGGUCGUCCAUGACCAUGGUCCACAUGAGCAAGCUGGCUGAAGACCUACUGCUGUUCAGCACCAAGGAAUACAGCUUCGUGCAAAUCGCCGACGCCUACAGCACUGGGAGCAGCCUGAUGCCACAGAAGAAAAACGCAGACAGCUUGGAGUUGAUCAGGGGAAAGAGUGGACGAGUCUAUGGCAAGUGUGCAGGGUUCCUGAUGACAUUGAAGGGCCUACCAAGCACCUAUAACAAGGACCUGCAGGAAGACAAGGAAGCCAUGUUUGAUGCGUAUGACACAUUGACAGGGGUACUGCAAGUUGCCACCGGCGUGGUCUCCACGCUGACCAUCAACACAGAUGCAAUGAGAAAGGCACUCAGCCCAGAUAUGCUGGCCACGGACCUAGCUUACUAUUUAGUUCGUAAAGGCAUCCCAUUCCGUGAGGCACACGGUUUGUCUGGAGGUGUGGUGGCUCUGGCAGAACAGAAGAAGUGCUCACUGACAGAGCUGACUUUGGUGGAUCUCAAGACGGUCAGUCCUGCUUUUGAAGAAGACGUCAGCGCUGUAUGGGACUAUGAGAACAGCGUUGAGCAGUACACCAGCGCGGGGGGUACCAGCAAGCCAGCCGUCAUGAAACAAGUGCAGCAAUUGGAGGAAUGGUUGGCUUCCUUGGCUUAGAGCCGCUGGUCAGCCAAUGACAUUCAGUGUACUUGGGCAAGUGACAUGGUGACACAAAAUGGUUUAGUUGGUAGUCCAGUUGUACCUUGGGUAUAUAUGUGACAUGUGACAAAUCCGUUCAUUCAUUUUUUUUUUGAAGUGGAAAUGUUGAUUAAAUUACUAUUACACGAUGAAGAAAUGAACCAAAGAUGUUCUUCAGUUUUGUUUUAAUUGUGCUGAAAAGAUUUUCAGGGCAGUUUUCAAACAACUAGCCAAUUGUGGAUGCUGCCAAACUACAGUAUAUUCCUUCAACAGUACAUGAUAAAUGCAAAACCUUAAGGAGUGAGAAAUUUAAAAUUUUCAAAAACUGAAAUUGGAAAAAAAAGAUGUCUUCCAAAGGCCCCAUGCAACCAGAAAACAAGUAUACCGAGUCCAACAUCUCUAUUUUGAAACACAUAGAUAUCAAGGAUAUUUUCUUGCUCACCAAACAUGUAUUUUUUCGUUUAAAAAAAUCAUCAUAUUUUGUCUUUUAGUUCAACAGAGUUUACUAUUGUGGGUUGUCUCGACUUUUUCUGACCUUCCCAAAUGCUGCUGCCAAACUUCUUUUUGGAAGUAAUAUAGUAGUGCUUGUUUUUUUAAUCCUGUGUGAAAUUUUUAAAAUUUUAAAAAUGAAAAUUACGUAUCUUUGAAUUAGUUCUGCAAUCUAUAAGAUUGUGGCCCAGAAAUUGGUCACAGAAAUCAGGCAAAAGAGCCAGAAAUAUCAAACAAAUUUCAAGAAAUCUGCGGAUGACCAGGAAGAAUGUUUACAAAUUUAACAAACUAAUCGUUGUAUUCCCAUUCCACAUACUCACAAUUUUUUCAGACAAUAAAUACUUCAUCUUCGGUCUGCAGAUUAUGUACAUUAUCGACAAAGGAGGAAAUGUGCGCUAAGACUAGUUUUGAUGGAAUUUCAGGCUAUUCAUGGUGAAGGACAGCAACAGUUGGAAAGGCUUGCGGUAGCACCAUGCGAAGGAAUAUAUCUCUCUUAUGAGUAUGUGUGGUUCUGAAAAGAACCGGGAGUUACUCAGAAAUGUCAAAUAAAUCUCAAGAAAUCUGCAGAUGACCAGGAAGAAUGUUUACAAAUUUAACUAGUUUCGUUAAACACCAAGAUGUCCACUAACAAAGGUUGCAAGACUUUUGUACACUGACUGUAAUUUGACUCUUUUUACACAAACGUGAACCUUUAGAUUCCAUGGUCACAAAAUAUGAAAGUCCCUUGUAGAAAGGGCGAGUUCACUUUGUUCACUGUAUUGUGUGGAAUUUACUUAUGUGUGAAGAUAUACUUGACUGUGAUGAUUACCACUGAAAGGAAUAUCCGUUCCAAAUGUUGAAAUGCAGUAUCCACUUUAAAUGAUAUCGACACCUCUGUAUUCUGUGAUUUUACUUUAAAUGAUCUGAAAUUGGGUGGAGAACCAGCAGUCAUUGAAAUUCCUGUUUCUUAAAGUUGACCGAUUGGGUAACGAUACUUAAAAGAUUGUGAUGUCUGUCUUCAGUCCCCAGUAGUGUAAGAUAAAUAUAAGACAAAUCUAGUUCUUGAGCAUAGGUUUUUGAGCGUCACAUCCAAAAAACAUUGACAACUAAAAAGCAACUCAGAUAUUACAACAGCUAUCUCUCAAAAGGUCUAAAAUCUUCCAAAAUUGAAGGAAAUGCAAAUUUUGAUUUUUUUUAUGACCUCUGACCUUGCAAUGACCUUUGGGUAAAAAUUAGGGAUGCAGGAACUUACUUUUCUUCCCAGUCAAAUGACUUGCUGAACUAAAUACGACUGCCAAAACUGUCAUACAAAGUAUAAAUAUAUAAAGGGGGGGGGGUUGCUACGUCUCAAAUAACCUAAUGCAUGGGUCCUGGGCCCAAUUUCAGGGCCUGUGUUCACUACAGAAUUGUGCACUUAUGAUCAGGAUUCCAUGCUUACUACAUCCAUACAAAAGAAUGUGUGCUAACCAAGUAAGCAAAGGUUCCUUAGUUACAUUAAUUAAGCAGGAGAAUUACCUGUAUCUUCCAUGCUAAAAAAGUGUGCAGAAUCUAUUCAAGUAUAUUAACACAGAUUUGUUGCCAACUGUAAGUGGGGCCACACAGUUGGGCCAAGCACACAGGGGUCAUCAGUUGCCUGAUGUCUAAAAGCUUUCUCCCCCAGGUUUCAAAAUUGGAUUUAUCUGAUGCCAGUUAUGAAGAAAUUACUGAGCAGGAUUACGUGAGCAUCAAGGAAGAUUGAGGGCCAUUUUGGAAGGUUGUAAUGGACACAAUGGACACCAGCUAAUGACAAGAGUUAGAGUGGAGUAGUAGUUGGCGGCUUUCUCUUUGGGUGAAAUAUGUACAUAGUGGUGAGUGAAUACUGUUGCAGAACUGAAAUCAUCAUUCAAAAAGAUGUGCAUGUUAAGGGUUGGUUAAUCCUGAAGAAGUUUUUGGAAGUUACAUGCAUUAUUAGCAAUAACACUUCUGUGCAACUCCAUGGUGUAAUUCGGCCUGAAAAAUAAAUGUGGCAAUGUCUUGUUGGA